AGUAAAGUAACAACCUCUCGGUAGUUACUUUCUUGCCCUGGACUCAGCUUGCUAGGUCCACUUAUUUGUGAAUUAUAUCUCUAGUCUACGUGUUAUUCCCCUAUUGCGCGUUUUAAAUUGUCAUUGCGCCACAGUGCAAAUUUGGGUACCGAAUUUUAUACGUAGCAUGCGGUGGAUUGACUGUUAAUCGAAAAUGGUGGAUGUUGGGCCUGCGGGGGCUGCCAGUAGCAGUGGCAGCAGUCAAGACAAUGGCAACGCAGGAGAAGAAGAUAAGAAGGAUGAGCGCAUGUUCGAAUGUAACAUUUGUCUCGACACUGCAAAAGAUGCUGUGAUAAGCAUGUGUGGUCAUUUGUUUUGUUGGCCAUGCCUCCAUCAAUGGCUGGAAACACGGCCAGCAAGACAAAUGUGUCCUGUGUGUAAAGCAGCUAUUAGUAAGGAAAAAGUUAUUCCGUUAUAUGGGCGUGGAAGUAGUAAGCAAGAAGACCCAAGAAACAAAGCACCUCCACGCCCUGCUGGUCAAAGGUCUGAGCCAGAAGCUAAUACGAAUUUUCCUGGUCUUGGCUUCCAUGGGAGUUUCAUGUCAUUUGGCAUUGGAGCCUUUCCCUUUGGUUUCAUCACAUCUUCUUUCCACUUUGGUGACAACAGAGGAUUUGCAGCACCACAUGAUACUCAAUCCCCUGAAGACCAAUUUCUGUCAAAAGUAUUUCUGUGGGUUGCACUUGCCUUUCUUGUGUGGCUGCUGUUAGCAUAGCAUUACGCCCCACCAGGCAUGCAGGAUUCAGCAUUGGAUUUCCCUGUAUUUGCCUGCGCCUGGAUGUUCAACCGUCACUGGUAUACUUUCUUAUGAUUUUUUUGAGCUGGCUGAGUUUUAAGUUUUUCAAUACAUCACCAGAUUGUAUCCUAUUUCUAAAUUGGGCUGGAUGCUCAGCAGUGAUGUGUCAUAUUGCAUUCCAUUCCAUUUCAAAUCUGUGUCUGUCUGUCCUAUGGUUUGCAGACUUUCGUAUAAAAAUAUAAUUUGGUAUCCCGUCUUUAGUUGGAAGCUUUUCCCUAUGAAAUGGGACCAAAGUCAAAGCAUCAGAUAUGAUUGAAUUGUUCAAGGGAUUAUUUGUGCGCCCGCCUGAAGUAAUGGUUAGACUUGGUUCAAUGUCUAUUCAAAUUUUCCAUUUUCUUGAUUUCCUUUGAUGAUUUUAUGCUGUUCUGUGGUUUUUAAACGUCUGAAUCGAGACAACACUGUAUGCUUCUUAUAUUAUCAUGUAGCUUUCUUUUCAACUAAUUUGAUAAAUAUUUCCCGGCAACUAUGUAUCUUGCUGCAACUAACUAAGAUAUGACGCAACUUGGAAUUCUUAACGGUCGUCUUGUUGGGAAACUUUCUUUCCAAACUUCAAAUUAAAAAUGUAGUCUUUAUGUAGACUUAAAAUAUUUCUUUGUUACUUCAAGCAAAAUUUUUUUGAAGUCAAUCUGUCUGACAAAUUAAAAGCAUAUCUGUGAAUCUUUGCUUAAAUAGUGCAAGACCGCAUUUUGCUAUCAUACAUGCUCAAAGUUGGUUGGUUUAUGCUGUUUAAGUGCAACUUGAUUCUAGUCGAUGACUGGGUAAUAUUAAUUAAAACGGUGCCCCCCAUUAGUGAAGUGUGAAUCUAGUGGUGAGGAAGUCAAGUGACGACAAUCUUUGUUUUCAAAUUGGUGGAUGUUAACUUGAACUGUUUCGAUGUUUGAAAUAGAAGUAGGGUUUUUAAGAUUUAUGUGUCUGUUAAUGAUUGUUGUUCUUCUUUUCUUUGACAUGUAGAACUGUCACAUGUGUAAGUUUUGUUUUGAAAGCAUUGCCUUGCUUUCAUUUAUCUUGUUUUCUUUUUUAAAAAAGAAGGUUUUAAUUUUUGCUGUGGCUUGACUUCCUUACCUUUUUCAAUUUUUAGUUAAUAGCUUCUGAAAAUGUCUGGGUAUUGGUGAUAUAAAUGUAACCUUUAAUUAUAGAUGCAGUAGUUCAUGGUGAUUGAUUGACAUUUCAAGAAGGCAGCAUCUGUGAUUCCCUUUUGCUAGGUAUUAUUGCUUUUAUUUUAAGAAAUCUGCAGUUUUUCAAAGAAGUUCUCUUCCCGAAGGAAAUUGAUUAAUUGGGAAUUUUGUAGCAGCCAACUUGUCCAUGUUCAUGUGCAUCUUCAUACUUUCUUGGUUUUUGAAGAAAGCAUUUUUCAAAGUAUCCAACCUGUCUUUGAAUGUAAUAUAAACUAUGUACACAAGUUUAUGUGAACAUUAAAAAUGUCACAACUGUA
Messenger RNA from Thrips palmi, 2264 nucleotides. Its product is annotated as E3 ubiquitin-protein ligase RNF185-like. Lineage: Eukaryota; Metazoa; Arthropoda; Insecta; Thysanoptera; Thripidae. The transcript is spliced from 6 exons. Gene Ontology annotation, cellular component: endoplasmic reticulum. Bases 194 to 751 code for a protein of 185 amino acids. The record is from RefSeq and is a predicted model, not a curated record. Gene Ontology annotation, molecular function: ubiquitin-like protein conjugating enzyme binding; metal ion binding; ubiquitin protein ligase activity. Gene Ontology annotation, biological process: ubiquitin-dependent protein catabolic process.